AUGUCUGUUUAUCACGGUACAAGCAACAACGACUACUUGGCAGUCGAUCGUCGAGAAUCAUCUUCAUCCUCUCCAAUGCCUCCAACGCCUCGGCCAUCUAUAUCAGACCAGGGCUGUGGCAGCUCUGUGAAUAACGAUGAAGGCCUAACUGUCUCCUCAAAUGCUGGAUCCAGCUCGGUCCCUCUCCCAUUACCUAGCCCGGGGAUUGUAUUUUCUAAACAAGAGGAUUUUGAAGAGUAUCAAACGGACUCACGACAAGCUCAAGCAUAUCACAAUGGCGUAAGUGCCAACGUUGCCCUCCCUCGUACCAGUAGCCAAGCUAAGCCAAGACAAAGCCAAGCAAGUGCCAACUCUCUCAGCAGACACACCUAUAAUGAAACAUAUUCCAGCUCAAUGAACUCACUGAAUUCUUUUACCUCAUCUACAUCCAACCACUUACCGCCUCGUGUCAGUAGUUAUAACAACAGUUCGACAAAUAUAAGCGGACUUACCAGAAGUACUUCUUCUAGCGCUGGCUCGAGUUCCUCUUCUACACCCAAACCGAUGUUGAAUUCUAGAUCUACUUCAACUGGCGCGAGAUUUCAGCGAGUUAAUCGACAAGCUAGCCAUGGCAACACUAUCUCGCCUGAUGAGACAAUAGCUGAAGCGUUAUCAGCCAAAUUGAAGUCUAACCUUGCAUUAUCUACCUCUCCUUCUGCAUCGCCACCACCUGUUUCGGUCGCAUCAUCUCCAUCCCUAUCUACUCUUUCUCCUUCAUCGGCAAAUGGAACCAAUUCGCCUGCAUUAGGUUCAACUCCUCCAACCCAGUGGGCUGCUUCGGCUAUUAUGAAUGGUGGUAUUGCUUCGGUAUCACCAGAUGUCCAUGCCCGUAUUCUCACAUUCCAACAGUCGCGUCAAUCACGGUCUAACUCGGGCUCAAACGCUGCCUUGAACUUCAUCCCUGGAUCAGUACCCUUGCUUCCUAACGAUGGUGCUCCAGCUGGCAGCCCCUCAUCACCUAAUCUUGUUGGUUUGACAGGAGGCAACAUGUGCACACCUCAAGCCAUAAAAGAUAAUUUGUCACGCUCGUCAUCGUCUAGUUCGUCUUCUUCAUACUCCAACUAUUCACGAACGAUAUCGUCAUACUCGUCCCCUAUUGUAUCACCACAUCCAGAAGAUAAGGGAAGUGAAAAACUCCCACCGGCACGGCAGCUUGCACAACCUUUGCAAUUAUCACAAAAAACAUCAAAUUUGCAGAUUAAAAUCCCAUCCACUAUAGAGGACUCGGAUGGAACUGAUAGUGGUGAUGAUCACGGAACGGCAAACCCAACUAUUGAGUCAGCAGCUACAAUCGUUCCAUCUGCAGACUCAUCGCUUAAUACACCUCAGUCAGCAACUCAGACUGGCAAGCCAUUUUCUGGAGCAUUAUUUAUAAACUCCGUGUCCCAAGGAACCAAAAUCCCCACUCAGAGACCUUCGCUUUCUGAAAGACGAGGACUGAAAUUAUCUGAUAUGAGUCAACCUCCACCUAUCCCCAAGCUGAAGUCACAUCCUUUACUACCGUCGACUGGGACUGGUAGGUCAACCUCACUUCUUGAUCGGAGAAUGCAAGCCUCUGCACCGGCAGGACUUUUCCCUAAGUGGUCAGGAAAGCUUAAUAUGGACCCUUCUUCCGAAAGGGCUACCCCAAACAUUUCAGGAGGUGAAGGUGACCAGGCUAAUGGUGCUGAUAGUGGUUCUGGACCGGGAGCUCAGGCACCAGUAGUGUUACGGCCGCCUGGCGUAGGUGGGUUCAACAGGCAAAACAGUCUUUUCUCGAAUUACAAAAAGUAUGUUGACGUGAAAAGUGGCUCACUUAAUUUUGCAGGAAAGGCCUCUCUUCAUUCUAAAGGUGUGGAUUUUUCGUCUGGCUCGAGUUUCAGAAUAUCCAUUGACGAAUUUGAGCCUAUGGGAGAAUUAGGUAGAGGAAACUAUGGCACUGUUACAAAAGUUCUUCACAAGCCAACGAAAGUCAUUAUGGCAAUGAAGGAAAUUCGUCUAGAGUUGGAUGAGACCAAAUUUAGACAAAUCUUAAUGGAACUGGAGAUUCUACACAAGUGCGACUCGCCUUACAUAGUAGACUUUUACGGAGCGUUCUUUGUGGAAGGAGCCGUUUACAUGUGCAUGGAGUAUAUGGAUGGUGGGUCACUUAAUAAUAUCUAUCAAGGAGGUGUCGAAGACAGAUAUUUAGCUAUCAUCACUGACUCAGUAGUUCGCGGACUGAAGAAAUUGAAAGACGAACAUAAUAUUAUCCAUCGUGACGUGAAACCUACCAAUAUUCUUGUUUCAACCUCAGGCAAGGUCAAACUGUGCGACUUUGGUGUCAGUGGCAAUCUUGUAGCCUCAAUUGCACGUACAAAUGUUGGGUGUCAGUCAUAUAUGGCCCCAGAGCGUAUCCGAUCCAAAAAUCCCAAUGAGGCUAUUACAUAUACCGUUGAGAGUGACAUUUGGUCACUUGGACUCAGUUUGAUUGAGAUUGCCCGUGGCGAAUACCCGUAUCCAGCAGAUACGCACAACAGUAUUUAUUCUCAACUGAUGGCCAUUCUAGACGGCGAACCACCAUGUCUUCCCGAUGAUAAGUACUCUCCAGAAGCCCGUGCUUUUGUUGCACAAUGCCUUAAUAAAACUGCCCGACUGCGACCAUCAUAUGCUGAACUUUUGAAGCACCCUUGGCUUGUAAAUAUUGAGCAGGAACUAGCACACUCACCGACACUGGAGGUCGAGUUUGGUGCUUUUGUCAAACGGUCUGUUGAGAGAAACAAUCAUCGUGAAAAUUAA
This is a messenger RNA of Sugiyamaella lignohabitans, 2796 nucleotides long. RefSeq names its product mitogen-activated protein kinase kinase PBS2 (gene PBS2). NCBI's taxonomy places the organism in Eukaryota, Fungi, Ascomycota, Dipodascomycetes, Dipodascales, Trichomonascaceae. Bases 1 to 2796 code for a protein of 931 amino acids. The transcript has a single exon. Gene Ontology annotation, biological process: MAPK cascade; cellular hyperosmotic response; protein phosphorylation. The record is from RefSeq and is a predicted model, not a curated record. Gene Ontology annotation, molecular function: MAP kinase kinase activity; ATP binding.